Fragaria vesca subsp. vesca is the source of this 891-nucleotide messenger RNA. RefSeq names its product vicianin hydrolase-like. The transcript has 6 exons. The record is from RefSeq and is a predicted model, not a curated record. Gene Ontology annotation, molecular function: beta-glucosidase activity. Gene Ontology annotation, biological process: carbohydrate metabolic process. Bases 1 to 891 code for a protein of 296 amino acids. NCBI's taxonomy places the organism in Eukaryota, Viridiplantae, Streptophyta, Magnoliopsida, Rosales, Rosaceae.
AUGAACGAACCUAACGGAAUUGCUAUUAACGGCUACAACGGCGGUACCAUUGCGCCAGGGCGGUGUUCUAACUACGAGGGAAACUGCACUUCCGGUAACUCAGCGACUGAACCCUACAUUGCGGCACACCAUUUGCUUCUUGCUCAUUCAGCUGCUGUCAAGAUAUACAAGGACAAAUAUCAAGCUACCCAAAAGGGACAGAUCGGGAUUACCAUAAUAACUCUCUGGUGCAAACCUAAGUUCCCAGAACAGCUGGCUAGCCGGAGAGCCACUCUUAGAUCACUCGACUUUAUGUUUGGAUGGUUUGCCAAUCCUAUAUUUCAUGGGGAUUAUCCGGCGGUCAUGAAAUCUUUGGUCGGGGAUCGAUUGCCGAAAUUUACAGAAGCUGAGUCGAAGCAGAUAAAAGGCUCCCUCGAUUUUCUUGGGUUGAAUUACUACACAGCAUAUUACACAGUUGAUGAACCAGCUUUAUCCAACGCUGUCAACCAUAGUUGGAGUGCAGACAGACAAACUGAUCUGGAUUGGCUUUUCGUUUAUCCGAAAGGGAUCAGAGAUGUUCUUUUGUAUAUAAAGGAGAAGUACAAUAAUCCAAACAUUUAUAUUACUGAGAAUGGAUAUCCAUACGGAUAUAAUGCCUCAACACCAAUUCAAGAAGCUCGUAAGGAUAAUUUGAGGAUAAGAUACCAUCACGACCAUUUGUGGUAUCUUUUGAAGGCUAUUAAGAAUGGAGUUAAAGUGAAGGGAUACUACGCAUGGUCGUUUUGGGAUGACUUCGAAUGGGAUACUGGUUACACAGUUGGGUUUGGCCUGACAUUAGUUGAUGUCAAGGAUAAUCUGAAAAGAUACCUCAAGUAUUCUGCCUAUUGGUACAAGAUGUUCCUCCUGCACUGA